UGUGUUAAUGUAACAAGAGUAGGACAUCUUUCAAUUGAUUGGGUCCCAAAGCAAGCUGAGUUCAGUGUUUCCUUAAGUAAUGUUCAGUUACUUGAUCAAUAUAUUUUAUUGUGAAAAUAUUUCCUGAGAGGACUACAGGUGAGUGAGUGGUUGGAAGUGGCUACAAAUGCAGAGGUUAUAGGGUAUUGGCAAUUCUGUGUUUGAGUCCCAGAUUCUCUGACACCAUCUAUGUACUCCCUAACUUUCCUAAGUGCUCAGCAACUGGCCAAGGAUGAAGAAGCCACAUGUACAAUGUUGGAAUCUAUGCCACAGAUCACGUAUAAUAUCCUCUUCAAGGUGGCUUUCAGAGAAAAUAAGAUAAAGCUGCUGUGUCAGCUGGUGAAAAUGUGGCCUUACUCCCAACUUAAAUUCCAGGCACUACUGCAGAUAUGUUGGAGCUGUUCCCUGACUUCUCCUAAAAAGUUUCCAGAAUGUCAGGAAACUUUAAAAAAAUAAUGAGUCAAGCAAAAAUAAAAUUGAUGCCAUCAUCUUUGGAGUGAUCAGUUCCAUAAGGAAAGCAAUCAUGGAUGAUUCACAGCAACUCCCAAACAGAAGAUUACAACAGCUUGAUAUGACAGGAUUAGUGAAUCAAAAUAUUUGGUGGAAUUUAACAAUCAUGAGAUUGUGGGCCAGCUCAAUAAGCCGUGCCCAACUCUACGUGUCUUCACAACAUGAUCCACAAAGCCAGACAAGAGACCAGGAGGCAAAAGCAUCUCCAGUUACAACUUUCCCCAAAGAAAUGUGUAUGGAACUCCUGGUAGAUUUACAAGUCAGUUCUUCUUCUAAGAAAUUUCUAAAGGAAGCUUUCAGUGCAAAUGCCAACAGCCCUCUCCAUCUGAAGUGCCAAGAUUUGUACACUACUGACAUCAUUGAUCAUGAUUUUGGGCAAUUACUGUCUCUUUUGGACCCUCUGACAAUUCGCAGAGUCGACCUAAAUUAUGGUAAAAUAAUUUUGAAUGAUGUCGGGUGGUUUUUGUCACAGAUCACAACUUUCCAAAAUUUGCAGAGCUUGAAGCUACCUUCUUUUAGUGAACAAGAAAUACAGAAGAUGAAUUCUACACCAAAAACUUUAGUUGACAUUCUUGCUGCAGAACUAAGCAAACUGAAACACCUCAGAGAGAUUUCUGUACAUAGCCUUUGUCUUUCAGACAAGGUGGAGGAUCUACUUAGAGAUCUGCCAUGCUCCCUGGAAAGCCUUCAACUUUCUUUCUGCUCUCUGACAACGAAAGACCUAAUCUACCUGGCCCGUAAUCAACAUAGCACCCAUCUCAUAAAGCUGGAUCUUGCAGGCAACAAGCUAACAGACCAACUAGACGCCUUUCUGGAACUUCUAAAGUCAGCCUCAAAUUCAUUGAAGUGGCUGAAUGUAACAAAAUGUGGAAUCAAAGACAGUGACUUUCAUAAAACCUUGUCCUAAUUAUAUUCCUGUAUCAGGCUCUCCCAUCUUGGUCUGCAUGCCAACCCACUAUCUAGCACCAUUUUGCUUGAUUUCCUGAAGUCGUGCCAGCACAAACUGCCCAACAUGAAGAUAAUAUCAGUUCCAAUCUUUCUGGAUUGUUACAGGGACCAUUCCCAACAUGAUCGCUUUCCUAGAUUAUUGGAGUCUCACCUUGAUACUAAUAAACUUGGCUCUGUCUUGAGGGAAAUGAAGCAGAUGCAAAUCACAAGAGGAGAGUCUGCCAUUGAGGUUAUUACUAGUUUUGUCUUUGAAGUGGGUGAUUAUUUUGACCUACAGUAAUGGUUGACUACCAUAAAUGAAGAGAAUCUCAUACUUCCAAGAGAAAGUCAGUUUCUUAUUAUUAUGAAAAUCUUUUAAACAAUUUUAACCAUGAAAGAUAUUAAAAUAUACACAGGAAUGAAUUUCAUCUAAAACUGGUGGCCUUUUAUAAAAGAAAACAACAGGAAUUGACAAGCAACAAAGAAACAAAUGUUUAAUUACUAAUUUUAUCUCAAGUUGGAUACAAUUUAUACUUACUCAUCAUUUUCCUGAUUGUGUAAAAAUCCUUGAUAUUUUUAAAUGUUUUUAUGUAUAAUUUUAAAUGUGUGUUUUAAGGUAUUGUUUAAUUACAUAAAUAAAACAUAACUCAUUGUCAUUCUUUGUUAAA
Sarcophilus harrisii (Tasmanian devil) is the source of this 2144-nucleotide messenger RNA. RefSeq names its product leucine-rich repeat-containing protein 14-like. The transcript has 4 exons. Gene Ontology annotation, cellular component: cytoplasm. The coding region runs from base 563 to 1456 and encodes 297 amino acids. Gene Ontology annotation, molecular function: protein binding. The record is from RefSeq and is a predicted model, not a curated record. Lineage: Eukaryota; Metazoa; Chordata; Mammalia; Dasyuromorphia; Dasyuridae.